CCCUUCCCCUGCGCCGAGGACGAGGACUGCGGCCCCGAGGAGUUCUGCGGGGGCGCUGCCCGCGGAGGGGGAGCCCCGCUCUGCCUCGCCUGCCGGAGGCGCCGUCUCUGCACCCCCCCGGAGCCUCCCCAAGGAGUCACUGAGCUGGAGGAGACUGGAACUGAGGCUCUGCCCCGACGGACACCUGCUCCUGCCUGGCUACCCACUGCCAAAGGCGAGGAGGGAGACUUCUGCCUGCGCUCGUCUGACUGUGCCGUGGGGCUGUGCUGCGCCCGCCACUUCUGGUCCAAGAUCUGCAAACCAGUGCUGCGGGAAGGGCAGGUGUGUACCCGGCACCGGCGGACCCGGCACCGGCGGAAAGGCCCCCAUGGCUUGGAGAUCUUCCAGCGCUGCCAGUGUGCCGAGGGGCUGGCGUGUCGCCUCCAGCGAGAGCAUGGCCCUGCCGACACCUCCCGUCUGCACACCUGCCAGCGGCACUGA
Molecule: messenger RNA, 480 nt
Organism: Acanthisitta chloris (rifleman)
Lineage: Eukaryota; Metazoa; Chordata; Aves; Passeriformes; Acanthisittidae
Product: dickkopf-related protein 1-like
Biological process (GO): multicellular organism development; negative regulation of canonical Wnt signaling pathway
Cellular component (GO): extracellular region
Molecular function (GO): co-receptor binding; receptor antagonist activity
Source: RefSeq, a predicted model, not a curated record